AUGUCUACACCAAUAACCACCAAAUCCUGGACGGUUGAGGGCAAGGGCAGCCUUGAAAACCUCAAGUUUGACAAGGAGCGUGUUCUCCCCGAGCUCUCCGAUUAUGAAGUUUUAGUCAAGUUCCAUGCCGCGUCUCUUAACUUCCGCGACAUCAUGAUUGCUCUGGGUACUUAUCCUUUUCCUGUGAAGCCAGAUAUCAUUCCAGGCUCCGACGGAGCUGGAGAAGUCGUGGCGGUAGGCUCCAAGGUCACCCGCUUCGAGAAAGGCUCCAAUGUGGUGACAUUGUUCAAUCAAGCACACUUCGGUGGACCAUUGACCCCGAGAGUCUUGGGUAGUGGGUUAGGUGGCAGCAUUGAUGGCACUCUGCGACAGCACGGCAUUUUCAACGAGAAUGGACUGGUCGAUAUGCCGAAAAACCUCAGCUAUCUCGAGGCUGGAACACUGUCCUGCAGUGCCCUGACGGCGUGGAAUGCCCUAUACGGGCUCAAGGCAGUCCUUCCUGGCGACUGGGUUCUGACACAGGGUACCGGAGGUGUGAGCAUCUCUGGUCUGCAAUUUGCAAAGGCGGCAGGAGCUCGAGUUAUUGCUACGACUUCUUCUGCGGCUAAGGCAGAGAUGUUGAAGAAACUUGGAGCAGAUCAUGUCAUCAAUUAUAAAGAGAUGAAGAACUGGGGCGAAGAAGCCAAGAGACUCACGGGAGGCGCUGGUGUCGACCAUGUCAUCGAGGUUGGAGGUGCGACGACAGUCACAGAGAGUCUGAAAGCCAUAGCCAUUGGUGGCAUUAUCACCAUCGUUGGCUGGAUCGGUGGAGAGGAAGAGACUGGACCGAGCUUUCCCCAGAUCUUGUCCGGCAUGGCAAUUGUGAGGGGAAUUGUUGUCGGGAGCCGAGAUCAAUUUGAAGCAAUGAUCCGGGUCAUUGAGGCUUCCAACAUAAAGCCCGUCCUCGACCAGCGCGUCUUCAAGCUCGAAGAUCUGAAAGAAGCCUAUCAGUACAUGGCGGAUCAGAAGCAUUUUGGCAAGGUUGCCAUUAGCAUUGAAUAA
Fusarium pseudograminearum CS3096 is the source of this 1041-nucleotide messenger RNA. RefSeq lists its product as uncharacterized. Bases 1 to 1041 code for a protein of 346 amino acids. The transcript has 4 exons. Gene Ontology annotation, molecular function: oxidoreductase activity. NCBI's taxonomy places the organism in Eukaryota, Fungi, Ascomycota, Sordariomycetes, Hypocreales, Nectriaceae. The record is from RefSeq and is a predicted model, not a curated record.